CAAUAAAUUGUGCAGCAAAGGUUUUAGAUGGUGGAUAUUGGAAUGAGGUAAGGACAUUUUGAGAGACAGCAGCUUUUUUUAAUACAUCAUCGACGUUUCCUGCAAUGUGAGCCUGUUAGGACAGUUUUUAGGUAAUUUACAGAACUACUGUGUGUUUUAGCCACACUGCCUCCGCACAAGGCUACUGUGUAUUGGCUUGACUCUAAUGGCGCAUUCUGGUGGAGCACUACUAGGUUUUAAGAGUGUCGAUCCAAUGACAGGUAGGCUAAGCUGACCGAGAAACAUACGGUAUUUUGGGGAGACACAGCUGUCAGCUGCAGAAACAUGAACAGGUGGCUUCUCUAGAGACUUAGUCUAUGCGUCAAGGCGAAUGGACUUAACAGCUUGCCUCUUUCUCUAAUCUCCGGCUGACGACAGCAAUACUGACCCGAUGAUCAAAAUUAUGUUGACCAUAGCAGACUGAGAUUCAGGACCAGAUAACUUUGUGUUGUUUCAAGUGAGAGCCGCUGCUCGGUUCGACUUGAGUUUUAUUCAGCCGCAGAAAAUGUGCUCGCAUCUUGCAUUUGCCUGGAGUGUACUGUAGUUCUCGGUAGAUCCUCGUAGGUUUCCCUGCACGGUCACUGAGAUUGUGAUUUAGCCGGAAAAGGACCGAGGUCCCGAAGUGCAGCAUGUUUCCCGAAAUUAAUAACAAGUCUUCUAGACCAGAGGCCUUCCCCCACUCACACAGACUUCUGAACCAACAGGUAACCAACUAUUCACAGAAAUUUAACUCGGGCGUAGGGAGCUUGCCCCAGCUGGAGCCCCCGGUGAUACAGGUGGUUGUCAGCAAUGCCAAACUUCACCACCAGCAGUCUGAUAGCAUUCUGCCCCACAUUGCCAACAAUGGGGUGCAGAACAGCAACCAAACACACCAGGGUGAGAGACCAAAGCUCUCCUCCCAGUUUCCCACACGGUUUGGUUCCACAGUGGAGAACCUGUCUGAUCCCAUGGUGACUAAGGGCCUCAGCCACAAGCUGGAGGAGAAGCUGUAUGAAGGACAGAGGCUUCCUAUGUCUCCCACAGAGGCACUGAAGCAUUUCCAGGACCGUCUGACAGGGUUUGAGCAAGAGGAGAUCAUGGACUACUCAGAGAUUUGGUUCCUGGGUCUGAAAACAAAGAAGAUUGAGGGCUCCCAUGCGAUUCUUCAGAAUGCAGGCUACGACGAUGAGCAUGGCAGCUACAACAAGGUUCUGCACGACCACAUUGCCUUUCGCUUCGAGGUGUUGGAAGUGAUCGGGAAAGGAUCCUUUGGACAAGUCCUGAAAUGUUUGGACCACAAGACCCAAGAGCUAGUCGCCAUCAAGGUUAUUCGCAACAAAAAAAGGUUUCACCAUCAGGCCCUAGUAGAACUGAAGAUCCUGGAUGCUGUGAGGAGGAAAGACCGGGACAACUGCCACAAUGUCAUCCACAUGAAAGAGUACUUUUACUUCCGCAACCAUCUCUGCAUCUCUUUCGAGCUUCUAGGCGUGAACCUAUAUGAGCUUAUCAAGAAAAACAACUUCCAGGGUUUCAGCCUGGCCUUGAUUCGCCGUUUCACACACUCCCUGAUCAAGUGUCUGCAGAUGCUACAUAAAGAGAAGAUCAUCCACUGUGACCUCAAACCAGAGAACAUCCUCCUAUCUCAGAAGGGUCAAGGCAACAUCAAGGUGGUGGACUUCGGUUCUAGCUGUUACGAGCAGCAGAGAGUGUACACCUACAUCCAGAGUCGUUUCUACCGCUCCCCGGAGGUGAUCCUGGGGCUCCCCUACAGCACGGCCAUCGACAUGUGGAGCCUGGGCUGCAUCCUGGCGGAGCUCUACACCGGCUUCCCGCUCUUCCCCGGGGAAAGUGAGGUGGAGCAGAUUGCCUGUAUCAUGGAGGUACUUGGAAUGCCUCCCAAUGAUUUUGUGCAGGCAGCAUCGAGGAGAAGAUUGUUUUUUGACUCCAAAGGAAACCCCAGAAACAUCACAAACAGCAAAGGCAGGAAGAGACGUCCAAACUCCAAGGACCUGGUCAGUGUGCUGAAGACCACUGAUCCUCUGUUCCUGGAUUUCCUUCGACACUGCCUCACAUGGGAUCCAACCAAGCGUAUGACACCAGAUGAGGCAAUGCAACAUGACUGGAUCCAGGAAGCCCGGUUCAACAAGCUCAGGCCCAAAACACGACCCAUGAUGAGGAAGCCCAGUGAAAGCCUAAGCACAGAAAACAACUAUGAGGCCACUUACCGAAAAAUUGUCACUAACAGGACAGCCGAGAAAAUCAAGUCUGUGAGCAAUGACAAGCUAAUAAGAGACCCCCCCGCCAAGGAGGUGACAGCCGAGCGACUGCGUCCCAUUGGCGCGUCGGCAGAGGGGAAGUCGUGUGAGGGUGUGGCCAAGGUCAACAGGGACACCAAUCAGGAGGCGGUCGGUGGGAGGCCUGUGCACAUUGUCAUCAGGCCUCCGCUGGAUGUGGGUUCUGACGGAGCCCAGGAAGCGUCUCAGCGUCUGCCUGCCGUCAUGUAGCACCGCCGGGGACGGGGUCGGGCUGACAGCACUGGGCGUUCGGCAUCAUCCACAGGACUCGGGAUAAUGCAGGUGGUGUUCACGUCCGGAACUCCCUGCUGUGUGACAUUCAGGUGCUCUAUCGGGACUCACUCAACAGAGUUACCUUAGCCUGUUCUGUGACUUCUAUUGAAUGCACUGUCUACCUUUUUAACGGAGGAGAGGGCAGAUGGGUUGUUUUGCAAGGUACCACUCCUUUUGUGAACAGGGGUAAUUGUUGAUAAUUUUCUGAAUAAUGGUCAAUUUGCUGAAAUAUGGACACUCAGAAAUAGAGACACGACCAGUUGAAGGGAAAAAGCACCAUGCUUUUGUUAUGUUUUCUUUGUUUCCUCUACCACUCAGUCUAACCUAAAGGUACCUGUUGCACAUUGACUUCCUAGAAUAUAUUACUAUCCUCUUUUUUCUGUGUAAUUAUUCCCAAAAAGCUGUUCUGUUGUGCAAUAUUUUUGCAUGGCUUUCAAAAAAAACCUGUGUAAUACAAUAAACAAUCAACAGAAUAGCUAGUCAAUUUCUUAAGGCAGAGCCUCCCCCCAAACAUAUUCACUACUAAUCUUUCAGCUCAGUUGUACCCUGUAGGAAAAUAAAUGUCCUGAAUCAUUAUUACAUUGAAAAUGUUGAUAUAUAAUAGUGCAAAAAAAUAUUUGUAAUGGCUUGUUUUCCCUGUACAGUAUAUACCUGCAGUGAUUUUCAAUGUAUGGAAAUACAGUAUCGUGUAUGUUACUUUUAAUACAGUAUCGUGUAUGUCUUUUUAAAAUGUAGACAAGGUUUUACUUGUUGAGGUUUUUCAUGUAUUAUCUAUGUAUAAAGGAAAAGAAACAUUUUGUACUCUAUUAUGUUUUUGUUCUUUUUUUAACUAUUAGACAGUUUUUUAACUAUUAGACAACCCUUUGAUUAAUAGUUUGUGCCUUGCAGUGUUAGAGUGCUUGCACUUUAUCUCUGUUUGUACCUGUGAUAAAAUACUGUGAGAUUCUCCACACAAAAACACUAUAUCAGUCAAAGUUAUAUAGAGCAUAUAGCAUUAUAUAACAACAAUGUACAGAGUUUUCCACUAAUGUCACAUUAUGUAUAACAAGGCUAUGUUAAACCGAAAAACAAGCUAGACAAAGUAGAGACACGCUAAUUACUGUGUCUUAAUUGGGUAACUACAUUGAAAUGAAUUGAUUGUGAAAGAAUAUCAGGAUUCAACUAAAAUGUUAGUGGAAUCAGUCUUCUCAUUGUGAAAUAAAAUAGUUUUUUCAACCUGAA
Messenger RNA from Esox lucius (northern pike), 3806 nucleotides. RefSeq names its product dual-specificity tyrosine-(Y)-phosphorylation regulated kinase 4 (gene dyrk4). Gene Ontology annotation, molecular function: ATP binding; protein serine/threonine kinase activity; protein serine/threonine/tyrosine kinase activity. Bases 669 to 2522 code for a protein of 617 amino acids. Gene Ontology annotation, biological process: peptidyl-threonine phosphorylation; peptidyl-serine phosphorylation. Gene Ontology annotation, cellular component: nucleus. Lineage: Eukaryota; Metazoa; Chordata; Actinopteri; Esociformes; Esocidae. The record is from RefSeq and is a predicted model, not a curated record. The transcript is spliced from 13 exons.